Molecule: messenger RNA, 2325 nt
Organism: Fonsecaea erecta
Lineage: Eukaryota; Fungi; Ascomycota; Eurotiomycetes; Chaetothyriales; Herpotrichiellaceae
Exons: 3
Coding region: 1-2325 (774 amino acids)
Biological process (GO): positive regulation of transcription by RNA polymerase II
Cellular component (GO): nucleus
Molecular function (GO): zinc ion binding; transcription cis-regulatory region binding; DNA-binding transcription factor activity, RNA polymerase II-specific
Source: RefSeq, a predicted model, not a curated record
AUGAGCGGCCCCUACGACCAUGGCAUGAAUAUGCCAAUCCCUAAUAUACUGGAUGGAGCCUAUUCGAUCUACGAUGGCACUUUCAACGCGGCAUAUCCCCGGUUGUCAGGCCCUCAAACUCAUUUUGACGGCGUUGGCUUCUGGUACAAUCCUACCAACACUGAACAGCUUUAUGACAGGCAGGCCAGCCUGCUCACCGGCCGUCGUGCAGCGGCACCUGCAAAUAGCAUGGACUCUUCCGCUGUCAAACACCGUCGUACUCGCAGUGGUUGCUUUACUUGCCGCAGCAGAAGAGUGAAGUGCGACGAGACAAGGCCUGUUUGUGACAGAUGCAAGAAGGGGAAUCGUGAUUGCGAAUUUCCGCAGACGACCGCCACCACGAAGCGAUCCAAGCAAAGCGACAGUCGCGGCACCAAGGACCAAGGGGCGAAGCAUGAUAUCAAAGACGAGAGCAUGACCGGCUUGCCUACAAUAAAAGACGAAAGUGAGGAAGACGAGUCCCCACUGUCUCCGACGACCACACGACCACCACCGCAGCGAAGCGACAGCGGCCAAUCAGUGCCACGCAGCACAAAAGCCAAGAAUGCAUCAGAGACAUCAUCUGGCGUCAAGGAUCAGACCAGUCCGCAAUCAAGCGAAGCAUCGGAUGCUCGCUCAAGAGACGAUACGCCCGCAUCAUCACUGCGCACACUUGGAAAUUCUGCAGAAAUGCAAGCACGACAAGCAAAGAUAAAGUCCUUGAAGCCAGAUCUCCAGAAGUAUCUGCAAUUCCAGCAAGAGUAUAUGACCUUUUACCACUACUUCUUCAAACUCGACCCGACGGACUUCGUACAUGCAGAGUUUAUCGACCUUGCCUUGACCUAUGAGCCGCUGCUGUAUGCUGCCGUGGGGUUUGCUGCGUACCACUACGAGCUGCAGCAGCCUGAGCCCAAGUUGUCGCAUUUCUUAUGGUAUCACAGCAGGUCGCUGUCGAUGCUGAGGAAAUCGUUGGAGAAGAACACAAAGGUCACCGAGGCCACUCUGCUCACUGUUUUGCAAUUGGCGACUUUCGAAGAAUAUAUUGGCGAUUGGGUAAAUCUGGUUGGCCAUCAUCGUGCGGCUCUUACCAUGGUGCGUGAUCUUUACACCCCGGGUACGAUGAUGGAGACCGACCUGGGAAGACGUAUCUUCAGCUGGGUCGCACGCUUGGAUAUCAUGGUGGGUCUGAUGGCGGGCAACGAAACGCGACUGGACCGGCAGUGGUUCGAGGCAAACGCUGCAUGGUACCACAGUCAAGUCGAGACCGACCCCGAGAUGGACGUCGAUAUCGAAAAUACCAUGGCAUACUUCGUGUCAUCGAAUCGACUGAUCGGCAUGGACAUUGCUGCUUUGUUUGCCAAGUUUAGUAAAAGGGAAAUGAGCGUGGAGACAUUUUGCGCAGAAAACAGUGAGAUUGUUGAAAGGGUCGAGGCUAUGAAACGCCAGAUUGAAUUGUUCAACGACGAAUACUACAGGGUGCAGGAAUUCGCCGUCGAGAAGGCUCGACCUUUGACCGAAGAAGACAUUGUCAAUCCUUAUGUCCCGGGAGGCUUGUUUAAAGAUGCACUGUGGCCCUUGAACUUUAUGUGGAUCGACUGGUACAGCAUUGAGCUGUUGCAGAGAUACCAAACAGCGGUAAUGCUUCAGCAGCCGAUGCCUCCUGAAUUGGAGCAAAUCAGCCUGGAACAAUGUCGCAUUUACGAGGCCAUGGAGCGGUGGCCGGAUGCUCCGAACGGAUCCAUCUUGGGCGCACAUGCGCCUUUGGGCCUCGCCACAGUCUUCCUGAAGAAAGAUCCCAGACACGUCAUGUGGGCGCGAAGAAAAUUCGCCGCUGUGGAAAGACAGGGCUACAUUUUUCCACCGUCCUUUCGACAAAAAAUGGCCGAAUUGUGGGGUCUGACGCGCGACGAAGUUGGCGAAAAUGAAGCUGUGGAAAACUGGUGGCUGCCUAAUGACGAAGGCAACAUUCCCAUGUUGAAGGAGAUCCGCAAAGUGGUGAAUGAAAGGCAUGAGAGCGAUACGAUUACCAGCGUGGAGUCUCUUGCCAGCGUCAGGGACCUGAAGGCGAUUUUUGAAAAGCUGGAUCUUCGAACCCAAUCGGCUGGAAGAUCAGGCGCUAGUGACGGCCAAUUCAGUCCAAAGAGCGAUACCAGCGGUGGACUGAGUGACCGUGCAAGCAAUCCCAGUUUCAGUCCUACCAGCGUGAAUUUCGGUGACGUGACAAGAGGCAGCAGCAUAUCGGGAACUGUGCAAGAAGGAGGCGGCGCUCAGAAACGGAGAGAAAAACGGUCUGGUUCAACUUCGUGA